UUAUUUUCCAGAAGGUUGGAAGCUUUAUUAUUAAUUGAUCAGGGGAAAAAAUAUGAAUGAUUUUAAUUUGAUAAAAAGUUAUUUUCCGAGGUUUUUUCAAUUAUCAUCAGUGUCAGAGUUCAGGGAUUACGAUCCAACAUUUACAAAUCAGAUUGAUCAGUUGAAGAUACAGAGAAACAUACCAUCAACCUAAUGAUCCAACAAAAGAAUUAUUACAAUUAAGUUUUAACUCAAUUAACAUGGCAAAUAAAAUAUCAUUUUUUGCUGAGGUCUUCGCGUUAUGUCUCAUUCUUCAUAUUUCAACUGUUUCAGCAAUUUACUGCUUUCAAUGUAACUCUUUGUUCAAUCCUGAAUGCGAGAAUAUUCAGCCAAAUGAUACUUCCAGUGAACAUUACAAGCUUUGUGACCCAAAUGAAGCUGUAGGCAAGGAAAUAUUUUGUAGAAAACUAGUACAAACAAUUUAUGAUAGAGGAGGAAUGGUACGUGUAAUAAGGAAAUGUGGAUGGGAGAUGCAUAAACGAGAUUGCUAUGUUGUAUCAAAUAAAGGUCAUCAAGAUGUAAGCUGCCAAUGUUUUCAAGAUGGUUGCAAUGCUGCGAGUCAUGGCUACACAAAACCAACUUAUUUACUAUUAUUUCCCCUGAUUUGUUUAUAUUUAUAUAGAUAACAAGUUUUGAAUUUCAGUAUUUUUAGUAUUUUCACUCCAAUCAUUAUAGUUUUUUUUUUUUGUUUUUAAUCAUCCAAUAAACUUAAUUUUGGAUUUGUAAAAAGAAAUGGCCUAGAUGGAAUAUUUAGUAUAAGUUCAAUGUUAUGAGAAUAAAAGCGUGUAGUAAAACACAUACUUUUUUUAUACUAAUGAGAAAUUUUUACACAUUUAUUUAUUAACUAAUUAUAAACUGAUGUUAAAUUAAGAAGGUUUUAUCUAUAUAAGGAAAAUAUAUUAUAUAAAAGUGUUGUUGUUUUUUAGUGAAAGUUAAUACAACUCUUAAAGGUUAACCAUUAAUACUGUAUAACUAGCAUUGAUUUUGUCGUCUGGAACAUGCUUCUUGUGAUAGGUCAACCAUUCUUCUACCAUGAAAUAUAGAUGGAUGGGGAAUCGUAACACUUUACAUUGUCCUGGACAGUAAACAACGUCGACAGAAUUCACUUCUGUAAAUGAAUAUGCUAAGCCUUUGCAAAGGAAAACUGUUUCUAAUAACUAUCACUUUAUUGAUUUAUUCUGAACUAGGUAAGUGCUAGUAUAUAAAAGUAAAUAGUAAUUUUUUUCUAUUAUUUCUUGACUUUAAUUUAUAAAAAAAAAAAUAAUAAGAAUAGAACAACAGACAUAACGAUAUAAAAUAAAUUAGAUUAGACUAGUGGAAAAACAUAAUGGAAAGUUUUUGUUUAAAGUGAUAGUCAAUCGUCAGUAUGGUUGGUACUAUAUAAAUUAGCACUAUAUAAAUUUAUAAAUCUAGAAUUAUAUAUUUGUAGCACUAAAUAAAUUUUUGUGAGAGAUUAUUGAUGAUCCUCUAAUUUUUAAUACUUGUUCUAAUUGUGCUAAGUUUUUCUUUUUACUUUCUGUUUCCUUAAAGUAUAUUUUUCUUUAAUUUCAUUUUUUUAUGAUCAUCUUGUGAAACAUAAAUUCCAGUUUUUAAUUUAAAAAAUAUAAGUCAUGGAUCUUCAAAAUGGUAGGUUAUUAUCAAGUUCAAUAAUAUAAAAUGUACUGUUCUUUACACGAUAUAUUUUAAAUAUUAUUUUAGACAAAUUAUAUAAUUUAUACAUAUACAUGUUAUCAAUGUAAGUAGUUGAAGUCAUAUAUAUAGUGGCUUCAAUGGUUAAUUGAAAUGAUGAACAAAGAUAAAAUGAAUUAAUUAUUCAGAACCAGAAAUCUUAAUACUUUCUUUGAUCAAUUUAAUAAAAUAAACCCAUGUGUAUACUAUUAAUAUGUGUAUUUAAGCUAAUUUAUUUAAUAAUGCACAUUGUAGGAUUGAAAUAUAUCACUCUUGUUUUUUUUAUAAAUACCAUGUCACAACAGUCACUAUUAAUCUCAAUACGUUGAAGAAGUGAAACUUAUUUCAAUUUUAGCCAUAGCUUGGAAACACUGUCCCAGUUUUUUAUUCUAUUACAAUGGAAAUUUAUCAGAGUUCAUUGUUCUUUGUUUUAGUAAGCAUACCUAAUAUUUUUCACCGUAGUGGUCAUAUACAUUAUCUGAAAUAAAACAUUUAAUUAUUCUUUACAUUUAAAUUAUCUCGUUUUAAUAUAAAUUUUAAUAAAUAAAUCCCAAGAAUUUUUACCUAAUAUACCUAUAUUUUGAUCUUGCUCGCUCAAGGUA
Messenger RNA from Nezara viridula (southern green stink bug), 2309 nucleotides. The record is from the annotation of a GenBank genome assembly. NCBI's taxonomy places the organism in Eukaryota, Metazoa, Arthropoda, Insecta, Hemiptera, Pentatomidae.